UGCAGAUAUAAUAUAGAGUAAUAAACUCAAAAUUUAAUUAACAAUUAUAAUUAUGGAAUGAAAAUUUAUUUAGUUGUGGAUAAAACGGAACCAAAAAUGGUUGUAGCCGUAAGCGAGGAAGCGGAAAAAGAAAAAUCAUGGCCACAAGUGAUUGCUAUACUCACAGCAUCCCUAGUGGGUUUCACCAGUGGAUAUCUGUACGCUUGGCCAUCGCCUUUUCUAUUAAAGAUAAGUCAAGAUAACGUUACUUACAACAUAUCCGAAGAACAAGCAUCCUACUUCGCAGUUUGCCAUUCAUUAGGAAUGUUAGUACUACCGAUAUUCAUUUCCCCAGUUGUGAAUAUAUUUGGCAGGAAGAAAACCCUCCUGAUAGCAGAACUACCAAUGGUGACGAGUUUAUUAAUGAAAGCAUUCGUUACCGACGUGUGGUUGUUGUAUCUAGCUAGAUUUUUAGCUGGAUCUGCAGACGCUAUAGUUUUUGCGGGACUUCCGGUGUAUAUUGGAGAAGUAUCGACCCCAAAAGUUAGAGGAAUAUGGGGAAACUCCUUCAUUAUAGCUGUUUUUACUGGACAAUUUAUUAUAAAUGUAGUUGGGAGCUAUUGCAGCGUGGCGGAUACGUCUUAUAUCGGUUUAGUAAUACCCGUUUUAUUCCCGUUUCUUUUCUAUUUCGUACCCGAAUCUCCAUAUUAUUUAAUUAUGAGAGGAAAAGAAGAGGAAGCUAGACAAAGUUUGAGGUUUUUAAGAGGCAAACAACACGUACAAGUCGAAUUGGACGCGCUAAUAACUUCAGUUAAAGAAGAAAUGCAAUUGAAAGGAAGUUGGGCGGAUUUGAUAAAAAUAAAAGCGAAUCGAAAGGCUUUAAUUGCUGGAUUGUUCUUAAGAACCUCUCAAUUACUUACUGGUGUUUACGUAUUUAUGUCUUAUACGCAAUUUAUUUUUGAAAAAGCCGGAGGGAAUAUCAGUUAUCAAACAUCGGCUAUUAUUUAUACGGGAUUAACCGUAUUUAUGUAUUUGUGUUCGGCUUAUGCGUCCAAAUUGAUUGGAAGACGUAAAGCUUACAUGUCGUCAUUAUUAUUAGCAGGAAUUAUUGUUUUAAGUGAAGCAGUGUAUUUUUAUAUAGAUAGUGUAUAUACGUAUAUAGAUUUAGAACCGAUUAAAUGGUUUCCCUUGGUGGGAAUGCUCAGUUUCGUUGUAGUGAGUUCGUUUGGUGUGGGUAUAAUACCAACUUUGAUGUUGGGCGAGUUAUUUGCAACUAGUGUUAAAUCUAAAGGAAUAAGUUUGUUGACGGUAGCUUUCGCUGCGAAUAUUAUAAUAACAAACAAUAUUUUUUACUAUUUCAAUAGUUAUACGGGACUGUACGGCCCUUUUUUCUUAUUUGGUGCUUGUAAUAUGUUAUUUACUGUAUUAGCGUAUUUCAUCGUACCCGAAACUAAAGGAAAAACUUUGGAAGAGAUCCAAGAAACUCUGAAAAACAUGUAACAGAUACUUUUCAAUCGGACUAAACUAUGUUUAUUAUUAUAGAAAUAAAUACUGUGAUUUC
This is a messenger RNA of Diorhabda carinulata, 1540 nucleotides long. RefSeq names its product facilitated trehalose transporter Tret1-like. Gene Ontology annotation, molecular function: transmembrane transporter activity. The record is from RefSeq and is a predicted model, not a curated record. Gene Ontology annotation, biological process: transmembrane transport. NCBI's taxonomy places the organism in Eukaryota, Metazoa, Arthropoda, Insecta, Coleoptera, Chrysomelidae. The coding region runs from base 58 to 1479 and encodes 473 amino acids. Gene Ontology annotation, cellular component: membrane. The transcript is spliced from 2 exons.